CAAAAUAGUUCUAUGAAUGCUUAGGUCUAUAUAACAGGUCUAUUGUAUAUUGCUAGUGAAAACAGUUAAGAAAAAAGGUAAAUAUGUCAAUAGAAUUUAAAAAACGUAAAGUUAUUCAAAACCGACGUAGACGAACUGCAUCUGAUAGUGAAAAUAGUGAUGAUGAAAGUGCUGUUGUUCAAAAUGAAAAACGUCAUAGAAAAUCAAAUCCAUUUAUCCAAAGUACCUCAAACAAAAAGCUUAAAGCAGCUGAAUUAAUACAUGAUUCUUCAGAGAGUGAUAAUGAAGCUGUUGGUGUUUCAUAUCGUUCCAAAAUGGACACUGACAUGAGUGGGCCUAAAGAUAUGGGUGCUACAGCAACAAUUGAAAUUGAUACUGAACUUGACAAAGAUGCUCAAGCUAUUUAUGAACGUUCUUUACAAGUAAAUAAAGAACUUAAAGGUAAAGAAGAUGACAAGGUUUAUAGAGGUUUAGCGAAUUAUACUCAAUAUUAUGAGAAAAAAGAUACAGCUUUAGGUAAUGCAUCUAGUGGAAUGGUACGCAAAGGACCUAUUAGAGCACCAGCAAAUUUACGUUCCACUGUUCGUUGGGAUUAUCAACCUGACAUUUGUAAAGAUUACAAAGAAACUGGUUUUUGUGGUUUUGGUGACAGUUGUAAAUUUUUACAUGAUCGUUCAGACUAUAAAUUUGGGUGGCAAUUAGAAAUGGAAUCUUCUCAGCAAUGUGAUUCAGAUGAUGAUGAUCCCUCAAAGUAUGAAAUCAAAGAAAAUGAUGAUGAUUUCCUGCCCUUUAAAUGUUUGAUUUGUCGAGGAUCUUAUGUCAAUCCUGUAAUGACAAAAUGUAAACAUUAUUUCUGUGAAAAAUGUGCUUUAGCUCAUUUCAAAAAGAGCACUAAAUGUUUUGUUUGUGAGAAACAAACUGGAGGAUUUUUUGAUCCAGCUACAGCUAUUAUUGAAAGACUUAAUGCUGCUAAUACAGACAUAAUACAUCAAUGUAAUUCAGAUGAAGAAUCGGAUUAAUCAUGUAAUCGGAUUAUAUUAUAAUAUUUGUAAAUUAUCUGGAGUUCAAUAUGAAAACUGUGGUUGAUCCAUGUCAAUCCUUACAAAUUGAGACAAUUGCUGUAUUUAAACAUAUAUAUAUUAAUUUGAUAAAUCGAUGUACAAAAUAAUUAUAAUUAAAUUUUAGAACUUUAUAAAAAAUGUCUAUGUAAUUAUUUUAAUAAUUAAAUAAACUAUUAUUUAUUUUUAUUUUUUUUAAAUCAAUAAUCAACAUUAAUUAUUCUUAAAAUAAUUUGUUUUUUUUCCAUUUAAUUCCGUAAUAAAUGUUAUUGACAGAAUAUUUAAAAGAUUAGUCUUUCAUUAUUGUAAUUGUAUUAUGUAUCUACAGCGUCGAUGUAAGAAAAAUCCUCUCUUGCAAUUAUAUAUACAAAAUAUUUAAGUUAUUGCGCUCAAAAUGUUUCCCUUAGAAAGUAAUUUGGUAUAUUUAAGUGAAUAUUUUAAUUAUUAUUUUUAAUAUAAUUUAAGAUCAACAUUUCUAAAAUCAAUACAUAUAUACAUACAUUUGUUAGAUUAUAACUGAUAAUUAUCCAACCUAUCUGCCUAUCCCUAGCUACUGGGAAUUUAUCUUUAUCACGGUAAGCUAGGACAUAUCUGAAUAGACCAUAAUAUUAUGUUAUAAAUUUAUUUUUAUAUUUUUUUUUUUAUUAUUUCAAAAUACUAAUAAAUUAUAAAUAUCAAAAUUAAAUAUUUCAAAUAAUUUUACAUUUAUCUGUGAUUGGUAAAAAAAAAGUGUACAAGUUAUCUAUAACUUGUAAUUUAUUAGUUGUAAAAGUAAAGUAAAUGAAAUAUAAUUGUAUAUUUAUAUAUAUGCAUGUUCAUUAGUUAUUACUUAUUAAUAAUAACUAAACUAUAUAUUGUAAAAUCUUGAUUAGUUAUUCAUGUGCAUUGUACAAUGAAACCAAAAAAUGAAAACUAAAUUAGACAAGUAAAAAUAACUUAUACAUAGACACUGUAGGGGGUGCACUUGCACUCCCCUGGUAUUUCAAAAAAAAAAAAUUUUUAAAAAAUUUAGUGGUAUUGAAAAUAUUUUAUUUUACAUUAAAAUAAAAUAAAAACCUAUUUUUUUAAUUGUAGACGCCUGGGUUUUUUUCAAAAUUACUCAAUUGCAUUUUCAAUAAAUUUGGUAUCUUCUCGUCAAAAAAUAUUCCGAUGUAUUUAACUUAAAUAAUUUAAUUAUUUAGAAAUCAGUGUAUACUAUGCACGAUACAUCCCCUAACAAAAUCCCUAUCGGCGCCUAUGCUUUUAUAUAUUUUCAUUGAUUAUAAAUACAAUAUUGUAUUUAUAAUCAAUGAUAUUUUACAAUUAAUAAUGAACCUAAAAUGUUGGGUGAUAUAUAACAGAAGUUGACAAAUAAUCAAGGUUUUACUGAUUUUUAAUAACAUACAAAAUACUUAGUAUCUACCUAAUUUAAAAAAAAAUCAAAAUAUUUUAUAUUAAUACUAAACCAAUAUCAUCAUUUUAGUUUUUACUUUAAACAGUUUAAAAAUUGAUAGUUGCAUAUUAUACACUAUACAGUACGGUCAGUACGACUUAGGGACAACUAAAAAAAUUAACAUUUUUUAAAUAACGUCCUGUAAUUUUAUUUCUGAAUUAUUAGAACAAAAUUUGUAUUAAAUAAUUAAAAAAAUUAAUCUUGGCAGCCAGUGAUAUAUUUAAUACGUUGGUCGUUGGUCGUUGUUACUUGUUAGCAUAACAAUUUUGACAUUUAGUGAGCAUCGAUCGAGCUGCAUCACAGACCACUUAUUUUACACUUUUACAGAUAUACAUAUAGAUAUAGACUGUAUGAUUUUACAAGUAUAAUAUUUCUAUUCCAUGAUAUUGAUAAAAACCAUUUGUUAUCUUAAAUGAUUUUUUUUAAUUGUUCCACAGUCCAUACUCCGUAGCUCAUUGGCCUCCUGCCCUCAUUGUCCAUUGUCUGUCUUGGCGGCAGGCGCUGAUAAAAAAUUGUUUUUACUACGACGUCGUUUUGUAUUCUGUUGUUGUUCGACGAUCAACGAAAAGUCAAAAACUGAACAAGAACCUCACAACGCCAAGCGAUUACCGGACAAUUUUACUUCUGGACCUAUUGUGAAUACGUACGAUUCCAUCUCGAGGUGGUGAACAAUCCGUUCCAAGUAAUGAAAGAUCGGCAAACCGCACCAGGAGAUGGUAUUAGAUCUCUAAAAACUUCCAGAGUGUUUCGGAUCAUCAACUUUGAACUCUAUUCAAAACCG
This is a messenger RNA of Rhopalosiphum padi (bird cherry-oat aphid), 3271 nucleotides long. RefSeq names its product E3 ubiquitin-protein ligase RNF113A (gene mdlc). Gene Ontology annotation, molecular function: metal ion binding. Gene Ontology annotation, biological process: snoRNA splicing. NCBI's taxonomy places the organism in Eukaryota, Metazoa, Arthropoda, Insecta, Hemiptera, Aphididae. The coding region runs from base 84 to 1019 and encodes 311 amino acids. The record is from RefSeq and is a predicted model, not a curated record. The transcript has 2 exons. Gene Ontology annotation, cellular component: U2-type spliceosomal complex.